Molecule: messenger RNA, 1239 nt
Organism: Gigantopelta aegis
Lineage: Eukaryota; Metazoa; Mollusca; Gastropoda; Neomphalida; Peltospiridae
Product: kappa-type opioid receptor-like
Exons: 1
Coding region: 1-1239 (412 amino acids)
Biological process (GO): G protein-coupled receptor signaling pathway
Cellular component (GO): plasma membrane
Molecular function (GO): G protein-coupled receptor activity
Source: RefSeq, a predicted model, not a curated record
AUGUCACUACUCUCAACAUUUUCGUUAAACCAGACAUCCACCUUUACCACGACAGAUAAUGCUCUCGACAAUCUUACUAAUGGAAGUUAUUUUGACUAUGGAAGCGGUGACUUCAAACAUUAUUUUGACUAUGGAAGCGGUGACUUCAAAACAUAUUUUGUUGGACCGUCAACCGAUUUUCAUUGGCCAUAUUUCAAUUUAAAUGGCUAUGGUCACUGGGCCAUCGUUCUGGCUAUAGCCAUAAUAGGUACUAUUGGAAACAUCCUGCAGUUCAUCAUGAUGAGCGACUCCAAGUUGUCUUCACUCUCCUACAGCGUGUACCUGAAAUUCCUUGCUGUGUCUGAUUCCUUGGUCCUGGCCGAAAAUCUGUGGUCAAACACUCAGGAAGAAUUUCAUUUGCCGAAGUUUAGUAAUAUAAACGACGCUUUAUGCAAAAUUUUCGUCAUCUUCGGGUUUUUCACGAUGAUGCUGUCACCCUGGCUGGUGGUAGGACUUACUCUCGACAGAUUCGUAUGCGUCCGUUUCCCAUUAACGCGGGGAAGAUUCUGUACGAUGAAGAAAGCCAUUACCGUCUGUUCGAGUAUGAUUGCUGCAACCAUCGUGUUAUGCUUUCCAAGUUUGGUUCUAUCGAAUUUCAAAUAUAACAAAUGCCUACUAUCUGAUGAGUUCACUUACUAUUUCAUGUUCAUUCGGCUAGUAAUGUCGUCAUUGCUGCCCUGUAUUGUUAUCCUCACCCUCAAUAUCGUUAUAAUUGUCAGCAUCAAACGCAGCAACGCGUUUCGAAACACUUUCAUAAAGAACAGGGCAGAUUCAAUGAAAGACAAUUCAUCACGCCCUCUCGUGUUAAUUUCGGUACUGGCCUUUAUAACGCUGAUGCCAAUCGCGACGUCAAAUGCCAUCGCUGUCCCGCUGUCCAUAUUCCUGGAAACAGGACAGAAAGUUGCAGCAUUAUCUGCGACAUUGUGGCCAGCGUUCCACAUAGUCUACUUGCUCAAUUUCGCACAGAACUUUUUCAUCUUGAUGGUCAGUUCACAAACCUAUCGAGAGAUUAUGAAAAGAAAACUGAGGUGCUUCUGUGGAAGGAGGAAACAAACACGACAAAAUGCACCAGCAUCAGGAGCAGCAGCCGCACCACCACCACCACCACCACCUACUACUUGUUCCACAGACAAUACAGAUGAUAUUUCCUUGGCAGUGGUUACCUGUAAUACCACGCGUUCAGAAACAUCAGUUCCGUAG